This is a messenger RNA of Mercenaria mercenaria, 7375 nucleotides long. Its product is annotated as C-terminal-binding protein-like. Bases 312 to 1715 code for a protein of 467 amino acids. Gene Ontology annotation, molecular function: oxidoreductase activity, acting on the CH-OH group of donors, NAD or NADP as acceptor; NAD binding; transcription corepressor activity. NCBI's taxonomy places the organism in Eukaryota, Metazoa, Mollusca, Bivalvia, Venerida, Veneridae. The transcript is spliced from 10 exons. The record is from RefSeq and is a predicted model, not a curated record.
GAGGCUUCGAAUUUGUGAAGAGUUCAAUUGAAUAGCGCGAGGAAUCCCGCGGAAAGUACACAGAAAAUACCGUAUUACUGUUCCAGGGGACUUAUUCUGCGAUUGACAUCCUAAAAUAACAAUCCAUAUUUUGAAGGACAAGAACAAUGUAGUAAGGAUGUCUCCUACAUUAUGACAUUGGUACCCUAGGGAAACACCAUUUCUGAAAUUGUCUGCAGAGUUAAAGACAUCAGGCUGUCUACAGUGAGUGCUAAGAAGUGGGUGUGAUUCUGGUUUACAUAUAUUACUGAGUGGAGGUGACUCCACGCUUCAUGGAAAACGGCAAAACGUUUCAACCAGUGAAGAGACCGAGACUAGACGUACCAGCCACUAUGGCUAGUAUACGUGGACCAAUUCCAAAUGGGCCUAUGCACCCGCGGCCGCUCAUUGCCUUGUUGGACGGGAGGGACUGCUCUGUAGAGAUGCCCAUAUUGAAAGACGUAGCAACAGUAGCUUUCUGUGAUGCACAGUCAACCUCAGAAAUACAUGAAAAGGUAUUAAAUGAAGCUGUUGGGGCAUUGAUGUGGCAUUCUAUAACUUUAACCAAAGAAGAUUUAGAAAAAUUUAAAAGUUUACGAGUGAUUGUAAGGAUAGGAAGUGGAUAUGAUAAUGUUGAUGUGAAAGCUGCAGGAGAAUUUGGAAUAGCAGUGUGUAAUGUGCCAGGAUAUGGCGUAGAGGAAGUCGCAGAUUCAACAAUUUGUUUGAUAUUGAACUUAUAUAGAAGAACCUACUGGCUAGCUAACAUGGUACGAGAAGGGAAAAAAGUUACUGGCCCAGAAGGAUUACGGGAGGCAGCGUCGGGAUCGGCAAGAAUUCGAGGAGAUACACUUGGGAUAGUGGGUCUCGGUCGUGUCGGUUCUGCUGUGGCUCUUAGAGCUAAAGUGUUUGGGUUUAAUGUCAUAUUUUAUGAUCCAUAUUUACCGGAUGGAGUAGAAAAAUCAUUAGGUAUCACACGGGUAUACACACUGCAAGAUCUUCUCUUUCAAAGCGACUGUGUCUCACUUCACUGCAAUCUAAACGAGCAUAACCACCAUCUCAUCAAUGACUAUACCAUUAAACAAAUGAGACCCGGUAAGUCGGAACGAGCGUUUCUUGUGAACACAGCGCGUGGUGGUCUUGUUGAUGAACAUGCCCUCGCUUCAGCAUUAAAAGAUGGCAGAGUGCGUGCUGCAGCACUAGACGUACACGAGAAUGAACCAUUUGUAAUAUCACAAAGCCCAUUGAAGGACAGUCCUAACUCUUUGAAUUGUCUUCCAGGUCCAUUGAAGGACAGUCCUAACUUGAUCUGUACACCUCAUUCCUCAUUCUACAGUGAGCAAAGUUUGACUGAAUUACGAGAAAUGGCUGCUGGAGAAAUACGACGGGCUGUUGUUGGUCGUAUUCCAGAUAGUUUGCGAAAUUGUGUUAAUAAAGAAUAUUUUACCACCACAAAAUCAGCUGCUGGCAGUAUGCGUUAUGCCUUUCCUGGAUACCCAGAAAGUAUGAAUGGUGGGGGUGGUUACCCAUUCCCUAAUCCUGCCGCUGCUGCAGCCGCAGCCGCAAGUCUGGGCGUCCACUCAACAACAAUGGAUGCACACCCACCCGUCUCACACAGCACCCCUCAUUCAACGCCUCAUUCAACACUUCCGGAGUCGGGAAACCACCUUUCAAAGCCAGAAAGUUCAGAUGUUCAUUAAUAAUACAUGCCAUUCUCUCUUCCUACACAUCUCAUUGUGAAAAUCAUUCACACACACACAAGCAUGGAGUAUUCACCCUCAUUUUUGUAACAGGAUUUUUUUUGCAAAAUAUAAACAAUGUGUGGUCAAAGUUUUUUUAAGAAUAAACUUUGUAUACCAGAUUAUGUGACUGAAUCUGAAAAGAUAUGUUGCCAUGUGAACUUAAUGCAAAGCGGUUGUCGGAGAGAAACAUUCAGUUGUCAACUAAAGACGUCGUUGACGUAAGAUCAUUAUUCAUUAUGUCUCGUACGUAAACAUUUGUGAAAGUAUUCCGUGAACAAUUGUGUAAGUGUUAAGUGUUGAAGUUAGUUAUUAGUUGACUGUUUGUACACACGUUUCUGCAUCUUUUUCAUUUACGAUGUAAAGAGACGCAAUCAGAAAUUGUUAUGCAUAAAUGAAACAGGUAACGGAUAAUGCCAUAGUCUAUAUAGAGAGGUAUGAAGAUAGAUGUGGGACAGAAAAUUACUACAAAAAUCAGACUGAUUGAUGUAUGAGAAGACAUUACCCUGCAAUUUAUUACAUCUGUAAGACACGAUCACCGAUGUGCAAAAUCUUGGACCAUGACAGCUGUGAGCAUGUAGUAAUUUUUAUUUGCUGUUGUAGCUCCAGUGUUCCUAUGGAUGUUGUCAAGCAACCAUUCUACUACAAGGAAAAACAAGUAUUUUUGGAGCGAAUUUGUUUGAAUUGAAUUUAUCAUCACAACCUUAUCAUUUCUGCAGCUCAAGUUUACCAAUUUAUACCAACGUAAGGUUCUUUAAUUGGAUGUGACAGAUGGAUCAGCCAAUCAAAAUGUCUGUUACAAUUACAGUCACUUUUUUGAAAGUUGACGUGUGUAUUUUUAGAAUGACUGAAUUUAUCAUAACAGUGAAGAUUCAUUUCAAGGGCCUACCUCGUCUUCCAGGCCUGGGAUUUUUCCAGACUAGUCCUAAUUUCAGGCUUGUGACCAUCAGAAUUUCCCGAGGUAACUCUUACUAAAAUAAGAAAAGUGAAGGAUUCAGAAUGUAGAUUCAAGCUUUUGGUUUUUGACUGUAUCCCAGGUCUGUAAAUGUCUUGCAUAUUAUAUGUCAACAGAUGAAGCUGCUGUACCAUUUUGAUUUAAUCUUAGUUAUUUCGGUAUUUUUAGUUCCCUCUGCCAAAGUUGCAAACAAAAAAUUGUGUAGUAAACCAAUUGUUCAUUAUUUCUUUAAAUUUUCUGUUCUUGCUUAUUACGGUUAGUAGUGAACUUUUAUGUCGGGGACCAGCUGAAAAUUUACAAUUUUCAUAAAUUGCAUUCUUUGUUGUUUCAGCAUUAUUUAAAUUUGCAGUUUUGUUCUUUAAGCCCCAUAAGACUAGUGUGCUAAAUUUGUUUUGUAUCAUCGCAUGUUUCUUCUUUUGCGUAUCCUACAUCAAAAUCGGUCCGUACAAACAUUUCAGGUAUGGCCGUCUUUAACGUUACUUCUCUCGCUUCUGUUUUGUGUUCCUGAUUAUAGAUAUUCAGAGAAAAAUAAGAUUAAAGAUCAUAUUAAAUGUCACACGUUUUACAUAAACAUGUUUUAAUGCCUGUGCUGGUAACAUCCAGUUGAGAAUUUAGUCUUGGCUGAAUACAAGAGGGGGAGAUGAUUUUCGAGCUAAGUUCUUCUAAAAUGUCAACAAAUAUUUAUUUUAAUGAAAAGUGCCAGUGAUAAAUUGAAAACUUUCUCUUCAUUAUCUUUUAACAGUGAUGCAUAAUUUUGUAUUUCUUCACUAAUAUUUAGGUUUUGUAAAGUACCUUUCAAUUUGUGCUAUGUUAAGAUCUCAUUCAUUGAACACAUGUUUUUUGUAAUCAUUUUAAAACUUUGGUUUAGCAUGAUUUGACUUGGGGAAUCUACAGCUCCUUGUUAGUUCCAAACAGCCGGUUUAUGUUUUAAGAGACAAACACGUCUCGUAGACACAAUUUAUUAACGGUACAAAUUCCUGAUACAUUAUGUAUGAAAGAGUAGUACCCGUGCCCAGUAUUUCAAGGUCAAAUCAUAUCAUGCUAAAGGGGGAAAACAGCUAUUUUGGUGGUUAUGUGUUGUUUUUACAUCAUUUUCUUGCAGUUUGUGUUAAUGAAGAUUAUGUACAUAACUUCGUUCAAGAAUCAAAAUGUUUGUCAAGUUUUGUUAGAAGAAAUUUGCAUCUUUUUUUGUCACCUGCAUUAGUACUGCAUUAGUUCUGUUGUUUUUUUAUCAUCAUGUCGUUCAUUUGCAAACUGUACAGACCAUCAAGUUUCCAUAGAUCUAGCAAACUGAUACUAUCAUUUUAUUUCUUUGUUAUUUUCAUGCCUUCUGUGCUACUAGUUACAAGACAACAUUGAAUGUUAAAAUAUUUUGGUUGCCGCGGUGACGAUUCAAGACUUUAGUGCAGAGUGCCAGCACUCUGAAGUUGUUGAUGUAAGUCCCAGUAUGUCAGAUGGGGCGAUACGUUAUACUGAAAACUUCAACUAAGUAUUAACGUAAAAGUGUUUUUAUUGAAAUACUUCAUUUUGUCAGUUAAAUAUGUAUUCCUCACUGUGAAUGAUAUAAUUUUGGAUUACUUUUUAGCCUUUUCUCUCAUAAGUUUGCAGAAAUUAAAAAGAAAAUUUGUUUUUCAUAAAGAUGGAAUUUUCUUACCUUGAACUGAGACAAUUUUCUUACUUUUACUUGCACUGUGUGCCCAUGAAAGUGCAAAAAUUGUCUCUAGACUGUUAGAUAUAUUCCUUAUUCACCGAAAACAAACAAAUAUCCUAGAUGUUGUUUGUUUGUUGGGUUUAGUGUUGCACUGACACAAUUUAAGGUCACAUGGCGACUUCUUAGCUUUUAUUGUGGAGGAAGACCCAAGGUGCCCCUCUCUGCAUUAUUUCAUCAUGCACCUGGGUAGACCUUCCGUAAGCCAGCUGGAUGGCUUCUUCACAUGAAGAAUUCACGUUGGUGAGGUGCAAGUGAUUCGAAGUCAUCGACCUUAACCACUCGGCCACGGAGGCCCCUUGUAUGUAGUUGGCAGCACCUGAGAUCCCUGAUGGUGAUCCCAUUAUGACAGAUUGGGAGACGUGUUAUACUGAUUGCAUCUAAGUAUUAAUGGUGUUCAGGGUUGAUUUUACUUGUAGCACCACUGAUCUUUUGAGGUAUUUUAUGCUACUAAAAGAAAUGAGAUAUAAAUUAAAAUGUUAUGAGAUAAAUUUUUACAUAUCCUUGAAGAACCUGCAUAUUUUAUCUUUAACUUAGCUGAUGGUAGACAUGUAUAAAAUGUACAUAAAUGGGUAUAUACUGGACAUCCAGUUUCUAAAACACGGUUGCAAUUUGAUUUUCAAGGGGUUUUUAGUGAGCUUUUUUUUUUCCAUUCCCACCAAAAGAAUUACAGUUACAGAUGUCUGAUCCUAUGGUACAUUCACUGAUAAAAUUUAAUUAUUACAGUAAGUUAUAGUUACAUGUAGUUUGAAAUAAUGAAAGUCUUCUAUCUAGGAAGCUUGUCCCUUUUUCUAAGCACACUGCUCAUAUCAAUAUUGUAAAUUUUGUUUAAUGGCAUUGUUAUUUUUCAAAUUGAUCUGAAAUGGUAGAUGUAGAUAUAUUAAGGUCGUAUACAUGCCACUUUACAAAAUUAUAGAAAAAAAAUCUGUGACUGUUACGCUCUACAAACACUGAAUAAAUGUCUGCAUGACCACCAGUGUGUGUGAAUGCUUGCACGUGUUAUGUCUGUUUCUUUCGACAGUAACUUUACCGUUUAUGCAUGUUAACAAUAUGCAUUGACUGGUAAAAUAGAUAACCUAUUUUAGAUACAUAACUACAAAGUCUUACUGGAGUUAUUUUGGAUGGUGUGUAUGUGUAAGAAAGAAUAAAUGUACAGUCGAACUUCGUUCGCUCAAACUUGUUGGGAUCGGCAAAAUUUUUGGAGUUGUCAGCUGUUCGAGUCAUCGAACCAUUUACAUAAUACAGGGAUUUUGUCGGACCUGACAGUGAGUUCAAGUGAAGGGCGAUAUUCAAAUUAUUCGAGUUUGAGCGAAGGAAGUUUGUAUUUGCAAUUUGCUGCACCUUGUAGAUACGUAAUACCAGCAAGUGCACAAAUUUUAAUAUUCAGUUUCUGUUUUAAGUCUGCUGUGGAGUAUAGGCAGGUGUCGUCAUAUAGAUAUCACUUAAGAAUUAUGUAUGAAUUAAAUGAUUAGAACAAGAAUGAGAUGUUGAUACUACAUGCUUAAGUUUUAAGAUUUGUGAAACAAAUGCGAAAUGUACCUUAACUGUUCCAAACUAGUGACGUAAAGGCUGUCUGAGGUGAACGACUACCUUAAUAUACAGACAUGUAAAGACUUUCUUAUCUACAUAUAUUUUGCAUUGCAUCAUUCAUUCAUUCAUUGUGUACUUGUAGUAUUUUGAACUGUGUACAUGUAUUAAUAGCGGUGCUAUCACUUAUUUUCAUGUAUAUAUGAGGCAGCAAAAUGUAUCGAAAAUGUCAGCAAAACUACACAUUAUUACUUACAUAUACUCAUACACAAGUCUACAUUUUGCCAAUCAAAUAAUACAAUGAAAUAUAUAAGUCUGACUUAUAAUCGAGUUGUCACAUAUGAUUUCAGAUGAUCAGUUAGAAGAAAAAAAAUUGAUUUUAGUAAUUUUGGCCACUGUUGCAAACAAUUUGAGAACAAAAAAAGCACCAGGUUUAUUUAAUGCAGGACUUGUGAGGUUAAAUGAGCCGCACCAUGAGAAAACCAACAUAUUGCAUUUGCGACCAGCAUGGAUCCGACCAGCCUGCGCAGUCUGGUUAGGAUCCAUGCUGUUCGCUUUCAAAGCCUGUUGCAAUUAGAGAAACCAUUAGCGAACAGCAUGGAUCCUGACCAGACUGCGCGGAUGUGCAGGCUGGUCUGGAUCAAUGCUGGUUGCAAAUGCACCAUGUUGGUUUUCUCAUGGCACAGCUCAAAUUAUCAUUCAUAACUAGUUUAGCUGAUGUUUUUGUUACACCAUGUAAGCACCGUCAAGCAGAUGUUUAAAUGUUUUAAGGUGUAAAUGUUCAUAAAAUUGUUUUUUGUCACAUUUAGUUGAAAUUUCAUUGCUUUACAACCUACGUUAACGGUGAGCUGAAGGUAGAUUUUCAUGAAAUUUGACAUUUAUGUGUAAGGACAGUCUGUUACAUCUGAGAGUUUGAUAUGUCCCUUAUGAUUAAAUUGUAUAACUAUGUGUACCAGAUGAAACACUGAACUGAAAAAGAUUGAAAGCUUGAAGCUGUUCUUUCGACAGAGGCAUUGAAUAUAGUUACAAAGAACAGAUUCAAGUAAUGAACUGUGAUGUGAAUUCCGUGGGCAGUUUUCGAGUUGAAAUAUGUUUAAACUGUUUUUGCAGCAGUUUUUCCCAGGUUUAGUUUGGUGUAUUUAAACUUAUUAAUGAAAUGAAUGUUCCAUGUAGAGUUCUGUCCCCUGGAUUUCAUCUGUGUACACUGGCAGUUUGAGAACACAUAAAAAAAAGCUUAUGUUCUGACCAGAUCUGAAUGUUUUAGGUGAUAAAAUAAUGGACUGGUCUGCAGACUGAAGUAGACUGGUUAGCUGUUUGUGUAGGUUGUAUAUGUAUUGAAACAUGCCACUGGUACGAGACCAAUGUAUAGGUUAUCAUCAUAUCAUGUGCAGAUUAUGAUGUUGGAAUUAUUCAAUAAACAUUUGUACAAAG